Messenger RNA from Fonsecaea multimorphosa CBS 102226, 1239 nucleotides. RefSeq lists its product as uncharacterized. The transcript has 3 exons. NCBI's taxonomy places the organism in Eukaryota, Fungi, Ascomycota, Eurotiomycetes, Chaetothyriales, Herpotrichiellaceae. The record is from RefSeq and is a predicted model, not a curated record. Gene Ontology annotation, biological process: NADP+ catabolic process; NAD+ catabolic process. Gene Ontology annotation, cellular component: cytosol. The coding region runs from base 1 to 1239 and encodes 412 amino acids. Gene Ontology annotation, molecular function: NADH pyrophosphatase activity; metal ion binding.
AUGGCCGCCAUCCCUCACCCGGAUUUACCGCGUCCGGCGCAUCUGGACAAGGACUCUCCGCUCGGGCGCAAGUUCGGGAAGGAGGUGACGAAUUACUUUGGAGGCUCGCCCAUCAAUCGAGUCUCGUUCCUGCGCGAUGACUACACCUUCCUCGCCGGGGCGUUCGCGCACCCGUCAGCGCGGUUCCUCGUCUACAAGACCCUCUCCCCGCUGAUAAAGACGCCGACCGAGAUCCACUUCGCGACCCACGACGAGGUCAAGACGCUCCUCCCCAACAAUCCGUUCGAGCGGACGGAAAAAGAGAUCGUGGAUGACUUUGACUCGAGCGUAGACAUCCCGCAAUUGGUCUUUUUGGGCUUGGAUGAGAAUGUCACCGAUGGCUUCUCGUACAAGGUUUUCACGGGUGCGCCGCACUGGGCGUUGGACAUCACGCCCAAGAGGACCUAUGAGAAGGAGGCCAAGGAGUUGAUCGACUCGUUGCUGGAACAAGGGCUGAAAUUUAGUGAGGGCAUGCGGGCUAUGAACUUCCCGGCUGACAUUGCCGCCCAGUACGCGCAGGGCCGCCACUACCUCGACUGGAACUACCGCAACACCUUCUGCGGCACGUGCGGCCAUAGAACCCUCUCGGUCCACGGGGGAGCCAAGCGAGUCUGUCCGCCAAAAGACAAGGCGGAAAAUCCCCAGGAGCGAGAACCGUGCUCGACCCGGACCACCCUCUCGAAUCUCACAUUCCCCCGCACCGAUCCCACCAUCAUCGUCGCGGUGCUCAGUCACGACAGCAAACGACUCCUGCUGGGCCGACAAAAGCGCUGGCCGCCUCACUGGUUCUCCACGCUAGCGGGCUUCAUUGAACCGGCCGAAAGCGUCGAGGACGCCGUGCGACGCGAGGUCUGGGAAGAGUCUGGCGUCGUCCUGUCGCGGGUCCUCGUGCAUUCCACGCAACCCUGGCCGUAUCCGGCGAACCUGAUGAUCGGCGCCAUCGCGCAGGCGGCAUCCCCAGAGGACGAGGAGAUCAAGCUGGAGUACGACCCCGAACUCGAGGUCGCCAAGUGGUUCACCCUGGAAGAGAUCCAGGAGGCGCUGCAGAACGGGACGAGCGGGCUGGGAGACCCGGCGCCCGAGGGGUACAAGGAGGGAAAUCUGAGGUUGCCGCCUCCCACGGCCAUUGCGAAUCAGUUGAUCUCGGCGGUGGUCAGGGGUGGGUUUUUGGAGGGUGUUACGCCGAUCACGAAGCUGUAG